AUGUCAAUCCCAGACGACUCAUCCAACAAUGGCCCCCCAACAUCCCCCAAACGCGCCGCACAAGACGACCUAGCAACCGACCCCGAAUCCCACCCCCCCGCCUCGAAACGCUCCCGCGCCACAAGCCCCUCGCAAGACGACGACGACGACGACAGCGAGGCAAAGACGCGGGCUACGACGGCGGCGAUGGCGAAUGCGUCCCUGACGGCGGGUGAAGACGAGGGCGAGCGGGACGUCGGUGGUGCUCCAGCAGCAGCUCCCUCGGCGCAAACGACACAACCCUCGACAGCAGCACCAGCCGAGACACCAGAAACAACACAGCCUCCUCCGUCCGCGCCAAAGACCAAAAUAUGCGGAGUGUGUCACGAAAAGGAGGGAAAAUACAAGUGCGCGCGCUGCGCAUUACCAUUCUGUUCCGUUCCGUGUAAUAAAAUGCACCGCGAGAACCACCCGCCCGAUCCCGAACCGGCGCCGAAGCCUGAACCAGCCGUCAUCGACCCCCCCGCGCCGAGCGCCGCUGCCGCGUACGACCCAAGGAACCCCUUUAGCGUCCUCGACGACUCGGACCAGCUCCGGUACCUAUUCCGGCGGUACCCAACGCUACAAGUGCGACUGCUCGAGAUCUUCGCCGCCACGGAGCCGCCGCCCGAGCUGCAGUCGACGGGCAGCAGCCUCAACGACAUGAUGAAGGCGCGGGCGUUGGCGGCCGCGAAUCCGAAAAAGGAGCAGUGGACGCACGACGUCGGGAUCCGCAAAGGAAAAGAGGCGCUGCGGAGGGCCAGGGCCGCCGACGGCGAGGAUGGCGAAGGCGUGAGGGAGUAUGUUGAGCUCAUCAACCACCUCAUGUCGCAGGCGAGCGCGGCGGCGGAGGCCGAGGAGGUGAUUCGGAAACAGGCGGCUGACAAGGAUGCCAAGCUGAUACGGCGCCUCAUGACGGAGGACCGCGGGUGA
Messenger RNA from Colletotrichum phormii, 951 nucleotides. RefSeq lists its product as uncharacterized. The record is from RefSeq and is a predicted model, not a curated record. Bases 1 to 951 code for a protein of 316 amino acids. NCBI's taxonomy places the organism in Eukaryota, Fungi, Ascomycota, Sordariomycetes, Glomerellales, Glomerellaceae. The transcript has 2 exons. Gene Ontology annotation, cellular component: pre-snoRNP complex; nucleus. Gene Ontology annotation, biological process: maturation of LSU-rRNA from tricistronic rRNA transcript (SSU-rRNA, 5.8S rRNA, LSU-rRNA); box C/D snoRNP assembly; snoRNA localization.